AUCUAAUAACGCGGCUCAUGUGUCCUCCAAUGAUCAUCUUCAUAUGCAGUCACGUGUCCCGACUAUAGUAGCCAAUAAAUUAAUGGCAAAUGAAAAAGAGGAGAGUGGCAAAGAAGUACCGUUAAAGAGAAAGCGUGGCCGACCGCCUGGUCGAAUGCCCAGCAAAUGCUUUAAAUCAUUUGUCGUUGAUGAAAUAGCCAUGGAUAAACUUGAUGAGAAAUCUGAACAAAUUUUGAUAAAAGAGGACAGUUAUGUGGAAUCAAAAAUGGAAAGUGACAAUGAUGCUGAGAGUUUGGAAGAACGUGCAUUUAUGAAGAAUCUGAAGAUCUUCAUGAGAAAACGGGGAAUGCCGAUUGACAAGAUACCGCAUUUGGGUUUGGAAAAAGUUAAUCUGUUCGAGAUGUUUAACAUCAUUCAAAGCCUUGGUGGUUAUGACCAGGUGAUUAGAAAGAAGUUAUGGUGCCAUGUUUACAGCAAAGUUUGCGGUUCACCAAAUAUUACAAGUGUAGCCAUCAACUCGAAAAGAACUUACGAAAAAUUCUUGUUACCCUAUGAAAGAUAUCUCCGUGGCGAAGAAGUAAUAACUGGUACACGUAGCUACACACCUCCCAGAGCAAUAAAACAACUCUCGUCUUCACGAGAUGUUAAUGGUAAUGUUCUACUUGAAGUGGAUAACGUUGCACCCUAUAUAGCAUCUGGAAACACUUCUGUUUCUCAACUCAAAGUUGUAAAUAAACGUUCUCCAAUCACUCAAACGAGCCAGCAAGAUAUACUGGUCAGUUCACUUGCGUCGAAUGUGAUCAAUAGGACUUCGCAUUGUUCAAAAGUGAAUUCAACAGCAGCUCCAAACGCACAAUCAUUUUACAUAACUUGCAGAAUGAAUGAACAGGAUGAGCUGUUGCAUAGACAAAGUCUUUCAAGUACUUCUCGUCGAAUGCCUUACGCUAACCGGCAUGAAGUCAUGUCUACCGAAAGACCAAUUGAAGUUCGUUCACCAAGUCCUUUAAUUUAUGCUGUCGAUCCUGAAUAUUGCACGAGAACAGGUUACGUAAAUUAUCAGAGCCUGCACGACAGGCCGUCAGUGGUAUCUUACUCGAAAAUACCACGUCACGAUUUAGACGAACGAGAGCGUUCCCCUGUGACUGUAGUCAAUAGAGAAAGUCCGUUGACGUUUUAUAAACCUUCAGCUGAGGAGAAAUACACUCGCAGUUCUGUGUUACUUGAUCAUGAUACUGCUCGCGGCAAUAUUUUGGAAACUGGUACUCAAAAUUUGCAUCGUGUGACAUCAUCAUCAGAUUCGUCACGAGGCACUGUUGUCGGAGGGAGGUGUUUCUAUAGUAAGGAAACUGUACUCGACACCGCUAAUCAAGCAGAUCUACGUUUGAUUCGACAUGAAAGUGAUUUGUUACCAUCUGAACGAAAAGAAACGGGUUUGUCAUCAUAUUUGCAUCAUGUAAGUGACUCCUCUAUAUCACGUGAUUCUUACAAUGAAUCACGUGAUGUACGCAAACAUCUAAAGAAAACUAUGGAGGAUCCAUUCUUGAACAAUUCUUUCUCGGGCAAGCGUACACAAACUUCUAAUGAUUCCGUCAUGUAUUCAAUGCCGAUGAUUGACUCUGGUGCUCACUAUCCUUACAGUGGAUUUGAUUUUUAUGAUUUGCCAGCAUUUCCUGUACGUGCUUCGUCACGCAUAUUUAUACCUCCUCAUCCAUCAUUAUACCCUGGUCAUUCUGUGUAUCUACCUUACAACCAGCACAUUCUUCCAACUGAUCCUAACGGUCUUUGCCCGUUACCUGUAUAUCCACAUGAAUACCCUUUUGCCGUGGACGCUGGCGUGGGCAUUCUUCGCAGUUGAACAAUACUAUUGCUGCAUGUAAUUUGCGUUUUGUAUUUAAUAUAGAAAAUAGUUUAUUGUAUUUUCAUGUGAAGUUUUGUUGUGUUAGUGAUUUAAUUUAUUAUAUUCUGUCAAUUAGGAUUGUAUGUUCAGUUAAUUUAUGCAAUUCAUUGUUUCUUAA
Messenger RNA from Xenia sp. Carnegie-2017, 2015 nucleotides. RefSeq lists its product as uncharacterized. Gene Ontology annotation, molecular function: transcription cis-regulatory region binding. Lineage: Eukaryota; Metazoa; Cnidaria; Anthozoa; Malacalcyonacea; Xeniidae. The record is from RefSeq and is a predicted model, not a curated record. The transcript has 5 exons. The coding region runs from base 44 to 1855 and encodes 603 amino acids. Gene Ontology annotation, cellular component: nucleus. Gene Ontology annotation, biological process: regulation of transcription by RNA polymerase II.